Molecule: messenger RNA, 279 nt
Organism: Aspergillus campestris IBT 28561
Lineage: Eukaryota; Fungi; Ascomycota; Eurotiomycetes; Eurotiales; Aspergillaceae
Product: SUMO family protein SMT3
Exons: 2
Coding region: 1-279 (92 amino acids)
Biological process (GO): protein sumoylation
Cellular component (GO): nucleus; septin ring
Molecular function (GO): ubiquitin-like protein ligase binding; protein tag activity
Source: RefSeq, a predicted model, not a curated record
AUGGCCGACUCCGACAACAUCCCCGGAGAAGCCCCCGCGCCGGUCGAGCACUUGAACAUCAAGGUCACGGACAACAACAACGAAGUCUUCUUCAAGAUCAAGCGAUCCACGCAGCUCAAGAAGUUGAUGGACGCUUUCUGCGACAGACAGGGCAAGCAGAUGUCGACCGUCCGCUUCCUCUUCGACGGGACUCGCGUACGACCUGAAGAUACCCCCGAUACGCUCGAAAUGGCCGACGGCGACACCCUCGAAGUCCACCAGGAGCAAAUCGGCGGGUAG